Spirometra erinaceieuropaei is the source of this 999-nucleotide messenger RNA. The record is from the annotation of a GenBank genome assembly. Lineage: Eukaryota; Metazoa; Platyhelminthes; Cestoda; Diphyllobothriidea; Diphyllobothriidae.
AUGGGCUCACCGGUCUCCGGUUUGGUGGCAGAACUGGUCCUACAGGAGUUAGAAAAGAUUGCCAUCCUCCAACAUGAACCGGUGUUUUGGCGCCGUUACGUUGACGACACGUUCAUCGUCGUAAAGAAGGACAUGCUGCAACAUUUCCACAGCCUGCUCAACGCAGUCUUCCCGGACAUAACAUUCACGAGGGAAGAAGAACAAGAACAGCAGUUUCCCUUCCUGGGUGUGCUCUUCAGACGAAACCUCAACGGAGAACUUGAAACGACGGUUUAUAGGAAGGCUACGAACACCACACAGCUUCUCAGUUUCCCCAGCAACCAUCCGGUGGCUCAAAAACGAAGCUGUGUGAAGACGCUCUUCAAACGGGUCCAAACUCAUUGCAGCAAACCAAAGGACAGAGCAGGUGAGGCACGUUAUCUCCGCGACCAGUUUGUGCAAAAUGACUAUCCGAGGGCAUUCAUAGGUCGCUGCCUAUGCGGUCGCCACCAGAGAACCCGAGCAUCAACACCACCGACGAUAUGACAUUCUCUGCCAUACAUAAAGUGUGUUUCAGAAGCGACCGAGCACGUUGCUGCGGAGCUAGGUGUUGGAAUUGCACACCACCCCAAAGCCACCAUGCGCAGCAGGGUCAUGUAAAUCAAAGACCAGUUAAAACCUGAAGGCCAAUGUGGAGUAGUGUAUCGCAUUCCGUGUCAAAAUUGUCCUUGUAAUUACACAGGACGGACCGGACGCGUGCUCGGAUCGCGCAUACACGAACAUAAGCUGGAUGUGCGGCGAGGCGACGCAUUAUCACAAGUGGCCGCCCAUGCCUACGAAAUGGGUCACGAGUUUGACUUCGUAGCCACCAAAAUAGUCGUCUACGCCGGAAACAAAACAGGCCGAGAAUUGAUUGAAGCCUGGGCCUCGGAUGAGAACUCGGCCAAUCGAUUUAUCGAUCUGGCGCCGGCGUACAGAGCCCUGCGUAGUCACCUCCAGGCGUGCGACGUCGGUCUAUGA